Solanum lycopersicum (tomato) is the source of this 1430-nucleotide messenger RNA. NCBI's taxonomy places the organism in Eukaryota, Viridiplantae, Streptophyta, Magnoliopsida, Solanales, Solanaceae. The record is from RefSeq and is a predicted model, not a curated record.
CCAGUUUAACGAAGUUAUGGAGUAGUUAUUAUCUCUCAACUUUUAGACCACACACUCGUCAUUGUUUAUUUUUCACGUGAGUUAUCCCAUAUCCGCGCUGCUGACAAAUUCUGAUUUGUGCACAUGUAAACUGUAGUUAAUAAACAAGUGUAAGGAUAUUGGCGGAGUUCACAAACUCAAGGCUGAACGUGCUUGUCACAGACAUUCUAAAGUUUCAAAAUUACUAGAGUUGACUAUGCCUUCAAAGAUUAAUUUGUUGAUCUGUUUAUUCAUUCUUCAUCUGUGGGCUGCCGUCAGUGUUACAGAGCAAAAAAUUGGGGUUUAUGAGAUCAAGAAAGGAGAUUUCUCAGUCAAGAUCACCAAUUAUGGUGCCAGAAUCAUCUCUGUUUUUCUCCCUGAUAAGCAUGGAGUAAUAGGUGAUGUUGUUCUUGGAUAUGACACCACAGAGGAAUACAAGAAUGAUACAACUUCUUUUGGAGCACUACUUGGAAGGGUUGCAAACCGGAUUGGUGGUGCUCAAUUUACUUUAAAUGGUACCCUUUAUAAGCUUGUUGCCAAUGAUGGCGCAAACACACUACACGGUGGCAUUAACGGAUUUAGCCGUGUUGUUUGGAAUGUUAGCAAAUACCAGCAAGAUGGUCCCUAUCCUCACAUUACUUUAACCUACCACAGUGUUGAUGGUGAAGAAGGAUUUCCUGGUGAUCUUCUUGUCUCUGUUACCUAUGCAUUGAAAGAUCCUUACAAGCUUAGUGUGGUAAUGAAGGCUGAAGCAUUAAAUAAGGCCACUCCAGUUAACUUAGCUCAACACAGUUAUUGGAACCUCGGUGGACACAACAGUGGCGAUAUCUUGUCAAAUGUUGUUCAAAUCUUUGCAUCACACAUCACUCCAGUAGACCAGAGCCUCAUUCCUACAGGCAAAAUUUCUCCUAUCAAGAACACACCCUAUGAUUUCCUUAAACCCCGUGAAGUGGGGAGCCAGAUCAAGGAGCUCCAAAGUGGAUAUGACAUCAACUAUGUACUCGACAGCACUGAGAAAAUGAAGCCGGUGGCAAUAGUUUAUGAUGAAAAAUCAGGACGAGUGAUGGAUGUACAAGCGUCUGCACCUGGUGUUCAAUUCUACACUGCAAACUCCCUUAAUCAGAAGGGGAAAGGUGGAUAUGUAUAUCAGCCUCAUGCAGCAUUGUGUUUUGAGACUCAAGGGUUUCCUGACGCUAUGAAUCACCCAAAUUUCCCUUCUACAAUUGUGACUCCAGGGAAGGCCUACAUUCACAAAAUGUUGUAUACAUUCUCGAUCAUGAAAUACUUGAAUUCUUAUUAGUUUUUUCCUCCAUCCCUUGUGUCUUUAGUAUUUAAAGCAUAAAAUUGAUACAUUUUUCGUCAAGUUAUAUGUUCUUUAUGAAAAAUAAAACACCUGACAUCUAGACUCAUAA